AACAAUAAACAUCAAUUAUCAUAAUAGACAUCAAAAUUAAUAGACAAACACAAGCAUGAGAUGAAAUCAUGGCAUUCAUUCACAUAAAAAUAAACAAUAUCACAUUCUAAUACAAUUAGUUUUGACUAGAUACAUAGAGGAGAAGGAAGGUAUCCAUUGAUGAUGACAACAUCUUCUUGGCUGCAAACCCUCUACAUCGACUAGAUUAUGCACUCUUGUAGAGUGUUACAGAUAAUUGUGUGUUUGUGCAACCUUACUUUUAUAAUGGAGUCAUGCCCGCUAUUUAUAGGGAUGCAUCCGACCUAAAAUAACCUAAAUCGACUAGGAAAGAGUCUCCUAAACCUAGCAGACUUAGGAAAAUUCGUCAACAAGGCAAAGGUAUGGCGGCAGCGGUACGUCAGUUGUGUCGUCACUCUGGUUCUUCGUGAUUUGGGCUUCUUGCUCAAUUGACUUCAAAUUUAGACGAUUUGGGCUGCAACUUUGGGUAGCGACAGUUGGGCCCGUUGCUUGGACUGCCUCUCCUUCUAACAUCAUAAUGGACCGAUUCUUCCUCCUAUGGACUCGUCUUGACAUAAUCUCGCAACUUUUAGUUGACUUCUCCAUCAUCGGACCACUCAUCUCUCGCGAAAGAUCCAUAAACUUAUCUUGAUAGCUCAUUCCAUCUUUCAGAGUUCUCCAAUGCUUGAUUCAAUCUAGAUUGAUAAGUCACAGGGAAAUAAUGAACAUGCAACUAAUUCUUGUUCACCCCAUCACGGACAAAGUAGAAUACGAUUUCCAGAUGCUUGGAGCGAGAAUCGAAUACAAGAUUAUGAGCAAAAUAAGUAGCUCCCAAAUUGUCACAUUGGGUCAUGGGUGGUACAUAAGGUAAUGGCUUGAGUGUGGAGGGGGGGGAAUCAAAGAUGUGGAUGAAAGUGGGAUGAGGCCGAUAGAAGUCGGACCCAUAGAAGAAAUAGAGGGGAGGGCGAGUGGGAUUGGUAGUGGGUCGGAAAGUCAUUUUGGGUGGAGUAAGAAAAAGGCUUGGGUAAAUGAAUUGGAUGGGCUAAACUAGGGAUUAGUAAGAACAUCGGUACCCAGCUCCACCUCUGUAAUCGGGGCACCCAGCGAUGCUAAUUGAUAAAAAAUGCCCUUCGCCUGUUACAAGUAAGUAUGUGUCGAGCCAUUGUUGCAGUUGAUAUGAUUGAGGGACCGUUGUAGUUGUCCGAUUAUCAUUGAAGAUCCUGAGGCAUAAACACGAGCCAACGUCUCCCAUGUAGCUUUUGUCGUCGACUUGUUGAUUAUAUGGGUCAUAACUGCUUAAGAUAAAGAAAGAUUAAUCCAUGUUAAAACCAAUUGAUCACGUUCGCACCAAUCAGCAUAUGCAUGAUUCCACUGAGCAUCAAUCGUUUCUAGCGGAUCAGGAGAUGAAUCGUCGACAUGGUCGAUGAGUCCAUGACAACGAAGGAGUGGUGUUGCAACUGAGCCUUCAAGAUGAGGUAGUUCGUCGGAGUUAGCUCCACCAUCAAUUGUGGAUUGGAAGGGAGAGUCAGACGGGGUGGAGACUGAGUUCAAUGAUCAGCUUGCGAAAGGAGACCAAAAUAGAGGAAAAACAAAUUGAAGAAAAAGAGGACGAGAGAAGGAGAAUGAGACUCGUUAGAGUAUUUGAGGCUCUCAUAUCAUGAAUUGAAUGCUAAAUUUUGUAUUUCUUAUUACUGAAAUUAUAAUAUUUAUACAACAGCUGAAGCUGUUACAACAGAGACUAUUUCUGGCAACUAACAAGUGAAAAGAAGGAAUGGAUAAACAAACUGGAGUGAACUGAUUCCACAUUUGAAAGUCCAGUUGAGGAACCUUCCUAUCACAUACCACCAUGUAUAAUCUUAUACGAUAUCAACCAUUAGCACCAUGAUAUAAAGUGGUAAUAUAUGACUCAAAAAAUUUGAUUUCAAAAUAUUUUUUGGUAAGCAUUUGAUUUCAAAAUAUAUCAAAGUGAAUGUCAUUUUUAAGAGCACAAUUAAUUUUUUUUCUUCUAAAAUUGAAUUUUAAUUUAAAAUAAAUAAAAGAGAUAUAAAUUACCAAACUCAUGUAGCAAAAUCACAAAAAAUAAAAGAGAUAUAGCCUGUUUAAUUUAAUUGAAAAAAAAAAAUAGUCACAACAAUCCAUCGUCUCCCAACCCUAAUCCCCUACACCCGAUAUGGACAUGAGCCCAUGAACUCUCUCCUAUAUAUAUCACUACUACCCAAUUAUCGCAAAACAUUAAACACCAGGCAAAAAACCCUAAAAAAAAAAACACCACAACAGCCGAUUAGGGUUUCCGAGAUCUGCAAUCAUGGCGGACGUGGAGACGACGGAGAUGGCUGCGGCGGCGGGGAAGAAGAACAGGACGUUCAAGAAGUUCAGCUUCCGCGGCGUGGAUCUGGACGCCCUCCUCGACAUGUCCACCGACGACCUCGUCGGACUCUUCACCGCCCGGGCCCGGAGGAGGUUCCAGCGUGGGCUGACGAGGAAGCCCAUGGCGCUGAUCAAGAAGCUGAGGAAGGCGAAGAGGGAGGCGCCAGCCGGUGAGAAGCCACAGCCGGUGAGGACACACCUCAGGGACAUGAUCAUCGUCCCGGAGAUGAUCGGGAGCGUGAUCGCCGUCUACAAUGGCAAGACGUUCAUCCAGAUGGAGAUCAAGCCGGAGAUGAUCGGUCACUACUUGGCCGAGUUUUCCAUCUCUUAUAAGCCUGUGAAGCAUGGGAGGCCUGGAAUCAGUGCUACUCGCUCUUCCAGGUUCAUCCCUCUCAAGUGAUCAUCCAUGCAUGGUCCUAUUAUUACGUUCAUUUCCUCGCAAGUUUCUAAGACAGAUAUAGUUUAUGAGAUUUUGCUGUGUUGAAGAAUAUGGAAAAGGCUGAUGCAAAGCCAUUUAUUGUUUUACUCCUGGAUUUUGUUUGCUUUUGGUAAAUUCGUGGUGGGAUUUUGGAUGCUUUUGUUGAUGAAUUACUUCCCCUUUGUGAUGUUAUGAUAUGGUUUUCUCACCAAUAGUUUUUGUUUGUUGCAUUUUGUGGCGAUUCCAACUAGUAGAUCAGGCAUGUUUUGUCGAGUGAAGCUACUCACUCUUUAGUGGGAGCUUUUUAGGAGGAAGUUAGUCUACUCUUAAGUAUUUUUUCCCUUGUUUUAUGUCCAUUCUCCUUUGAGAUUUAACCGAAAUUCUCAUUUAGUGGCAAAAAAAAAAAGAUUUCAUUGGUAGUUUAAAUGAACACGAACCAUCGUGUUGAUUCUUAUUUUUCUUGUAAUCUGGUCCUAACAUUUCCAACCUUCUUGGUUUAUCUUGAAAAAAAAAAUAGAAUAAAAAAACAAGAGAAAUUCAUAUUAGUUCGAAUAAAUAACAAUGUCAACUAUGAAAUUCAUAUAAAAAAGGAUAAUUAUCCAAGAAGUUGUGAAUAUUAUGGAUAAGUAUCAAGUCUUUCUUGUCUCAUUUUAUAAUUUCUUUAGAAGAGGCAUAAUUACAUUUUUCAUUAUGGUUUUAUUUAUGUGAUUGAGGUUUUAUUUUAAAUUGGAAGGAGAUGCCAAGGGGUUAUUUUUAUUUGGCGAGACUUUUCUUCAAUGAGACAUUUGGGUCCAAAUGUCUUAUUUAAAAAAACAAGAACUUUGAUAUAAGUCAUUCGAAUUAAGGAGCCAUUUUGGGUUAAAAAUUACAAAUUUAGGCCCAACUCUCUUCUCCUUUCCAGUUGCAAACCCUAAUCAAGUCGCACAAUCUUUCGCUGUCGCGUGCAAUGGCAACAAUAUCAAAACCAUCUACUUCUUCUCCUUCCUCUUAUUCAGAACCACUCAAUGUCUCCUUCUACGUCGUUCGAGAGGAAGCAACUGGCCUUGAUCGUGGAAUCUAUCGCGAGCUCUAUUGUGGAAUUCAUACAAGUGAUAAUCAUAUCCUAGAUGUGCAUAUGGUCGUACUCCUCGAGGUCUUCUAAUGCAUAACUACUCACACUAAUUAACCAUCAACACAUACACGAAAUCAUAAGGACAUUUAUGGGUUUUCAUUAGGCGACAAACAAUGCAAGAAGAGUAAAGUUGUUUAGGGAUUUUCGAUUUAUAGCUUCAUAAAGGAAAGGUACGUUAUUGUAAUAGGUAGUGAACUUGAAGAUGACCAUGUAAACUUGGGCUCAUUCAUAUCAUGUAUCAGUGGUUCAUCUAUUGUGACACCCUAUCCCUUCCUCUAAGGAUACUAUCUACUUGUGUAUCAGUGCAUGCACCUCUUGAGAUAGAGAUUUAACUAGCAAAUGCAUGUUUUUGUUUCAUGUCAUUACCUAAUGAAGAACAAGGAAGUUAGGAUAACAUGUAGUUAAUUGUGGGCUUCUACGAACCAUAACAAUAUUCUAUAGCAUCAAUGAUAUAAUAAUCAAGCAUUGAUACUACUCGAAGCAUAGAUGGGUGAUCAAUCAUUCCAUACUCGUCUAGCGUCAAUGGGUAUCCCUAUAAGGUAAUUUCUUGACAAUCUAGAUAAUACUAAGUACAAUGCAUAUAGUAGCAUACAAUAGAAUCAUAAGCAUCGC
Messenger RNA from Linum trigynum, 4505 nucleotides. The record is from the annotation of a GenBank genome assembly. Lineage: Eukaryota; Viridiplantae; Streptophyta; Magnoliopsida; Malpighiales; Linaceae.